AUGUCGAGUGUGAAGCGAAAAGGUGAGAAAAUGUCUGAUGUGGCACGAAAAUUUAAUAUGAAUCGGUCAACUGUAGGCACAAUUAUUAAGAACAAAGAAAAAAUUGUGGAACAUGUGAAAUCUGCAGUGCCCAUGCAAUCAACCAUCAUAUCGAAAAAGAGAGGGAAAGUGAUUGAGGAGAUGGAAAAACAUCUCGGCGUCUGGUUCGAGGACUGCAUCCAGAAACGGAAACGUCUAUGCCUUAUGAUGAUUCAAGAGAAGGCCCUGAGUCUAUUCAAUGAACUGAAGGCUGAGUAUGGUGAGGAUGUGUCAUUCACUGCAAGUCAUGGGUGGUUUAACCGCUUCAAGGCGCGCAAUAACUUGCAUAACGUGAAGGUGUCUGGUGAGGCGGCGAGUGCAGAUGUUAAGGCAGCUGAGGAAUUCCCAGGAAAACUAGCAGAAAUUAUCUGCCAGGGAGGCUACACACCACAACAGAUUUUCAAUGUGGAUGAAACUGGCCUCUACUGGAAAAAGAUGCCUGACCGAACCUACAUCAGUAAGGAGGAAAAGACGAUGCCUGGCUUCAAAGCUGCAAAGGACAGACUGACGCUACUGCUUGGGGGUAAUGCUAGUGGUGAUUUAAAAUUAAAGCCCCUACUGGUGUACACCUCGGAAAACCCACGAGCCCUGAAAAACAUUGCCAAGGCGUCUCUUCCAGUUGUGUGGAAGAGUAACUCUAAAGCUUGGGUCACACAGGCGAUUUUUCAGGAGUGGUUUUAUAAUCAAUUUAUCCCUGAGGUGGAGAAGUAUUGUCGGAGCAACUCCAUUCCAUUCAACGUCCUCCUGGUGCUGGAUAACGCCCCUGGCCACCCACCUUACCUAGAUGACUUUCACCCUAAUGUCAAGGUUGUCUACCUGCCACCCAACACAACCUCCAUUAUACAACCUAUGGACCAGGGAGUCAUCGCAACGUUCAAAAAAUACUAUCUAAGGCGCACUUUCCGCCAGGCACUGAAGGCAACAGACGAGAAUGAUAUGACUCUGAGCGAAUUUUGGAAGUCAUAUAACAUCUACAAUGCCAUAAAAAACAUUAAUACCUCCUGGUGGGAAAUUACAACCACCUGUAUGAAUGCCGUAUGGAAAAAGCUCUGCCCUCAGGUUGUUCAUGAUUUCACUGGGUUUGAAAAUAUUCAGGAGGAGCAGGAGGAGGUUGUUGACAAUUUAAUCUCCAUGAGUGAGAAACUGGAGCUAGAGCUGGAGGAGCAGGACUUCACAGAGUUCUUUGAUGACCAUGACAAGGAGCUAUCUAAUGAUGAACUACGAGAAUUGGAGAAGCAGAGGAAGGAGAGGCAGCCUUGGCAAAUUUUGAAGAACAGGACCCAAAUGAAGAACGACAUGCCAAGGUGUCAGCAGCUGUUCAUGAUGCACUGA
Molecule: messenger RNA, 1410 nt
Organism: Portunus trituberculatus (swimming crab)
Lineage: Eukaryota; Metazoa; Arthropoda; Malacostraca; Decapoda; Portunidae
Product: tigger transposable element-derived protein 1-like
Exons: 2
Coding region: 1-1410 (469 amino acids)
Cellular component (GO): nucleus
Molecular function (GO): DNA binding
Source: RefSeq, a predicted model, not a curated record